Ochotona princeps (American pika) is the source of this 1769-nucleotide messenger RNA. RefSeq names its product STAM binding protein like 1 (gene STAMBPL1). The coding region runs from base 200 to 1510 and encodes 436 amino acids. The record is from RefSeq and is a predicted model, not a curated record. Gene Ontology annotation, biological process: protein K63-linked deubiquitination. Gene Ontology annotation, molecular function: metal-dependent deubiquitinase activity; protein binding; K63-linked deubiquitinase activity. Lineage: Eukaryota; Metazoa; Chordata; Mammalia; Lagomorpha; Ochotonidae. The transcript is spliced from 11 exons. Gene Ontology annotation, cellular component: endosome; membrane.
CGGAAGCCUCUUCGCCGCGUGUCGCUCUCACCUCGCGGCAGUGCCUUCCAGAACACGCCACAGCGGCCAGACGGAUGCCAAGGCCACACGGCAGUCGCGCGGGCAGCCGCCGUCUCACGCGGGCUCCGGACAUCCAGGGCUGCUGAUGAAGUGACCAAGAAGAAAAAGGGGAACAUCUUCAUUUUGUAGGAAGGACAACAUGGACCAGCCUUUUACUGUGAAUUCUCUGAAAAAGCUGGCUGCUAUGCCUGACCACACAGAUGUUUCCCUAAGCCCAGAGGAACGGGUGCGUGCGCUCAGUAAACUUGGCUGCAACAUCUCCAUCAGUGAAGACAUCACCCCACGCCGCUACUUCCGAUCAGGAGUAGAGAUGGAGAGAAUGGCAUCAGUGUAUUUACAAGAAGGAAACCUGGAAAAUGCCUUUGUUCUUUAUAACAAAUUUAUCACCUUGUUUGUAGAAAAGCUUCCUAGCCACCGAGAUUACCAGCAGUGUGCAGUACCCGAAAAGCAGGAUAUUAUAAAGAAACUGAAGGAGAUUGCAUUCCCAAGGACAGAUGAAUUGAAAAAGGACCUCUUAAAGAAAUACAAUGUAGAAUAUCAAGAAUAUUUGCAAAGCAAAAACAAAUAUAAAGCUGAAAUUCUCAAAAAACUGGAGCAUCAGAGAUUGAUCGAGGCGGAAAGGAAGCGGAUCGCUCAGAUGCGCCAGCAGCAACUGGAAUCGGAACAGUUUCUGUUUUUUGAAGAUCAACUCAAGAAGCAAGAGUUGGCCCGGGGUCAGAUGCGAAGCCAGGAGAGCCCAGUGCUGUCAGAGCAGAUUGAUGGGAGUGCUUUAUCCUGCUUUUCCACGCACCAGAACAACGCCCUGCUGAACGUAUUUGCAGAGCAACCAAAUAAAAGUGAUGCAACCAGUUUGGCUGGUCACUCUCCUCCAGUGAACCGGGCCCUAAAGCCAGCUGCUACUCUAAGUGCAGUGCAGAAUUUAGUGGUUGAAGGGCUGCGAUAUGUAGUUUUAUCGAGAGAUCUUUGCCAUAAAUUUCUGCAGCUGGCGGAAUCCAAUACCCUGCGAGGCAUAGAAACCUGUGGCAUCCUCUGUGGAAAGCUGACACAUAAUGAGUUUACUAUUACCCACGUAAUUGUGCCAAAGCAAUCUGCAGGGCCAGACUACUGCGAUAUGGAGAAUGUUGAAGAACUGUUCGGUGUUCAAGACCAACAUGACCUUCUCACUCUGGGAUGGAUCCAUACACAUCCCACUCAGACAGCAUUCUUAUCCAGCGUUGAUCUUCACACUCACUGUUCGUAUCAGCUCAUGUUGCCAGAGGCUAUCGCCAUCGUCUGUUCACCAAAACACAAUGACACUGGCAUCUUCAGGCUCACCAACACUGGCAUGCUUGAGGUUUCUGCUUGUAAAAAGAAAGGCUUUCAUCCACACACCAAGGACCCCAGGCUGUUCAGCGUUUGCAAACAUGUGUUGGUAAAGGACAUAAAAACAACUGUGUUGGACCUGAGGUGAUGUGUUCUGAACAGAGCGCCAUCAACACCCAACUCCCACCCAUGGACAUGUGGCUGCUGGAUUUUCUUAAGAUGUUUCCAGAAGUGACUGAUAUUUUAUAUUUAUACAUUUUAGAUCAGAAAGUUUGAUAUUUAUUGCUCUUGCAUAUUUUGAAGUUUUCUUUGGGGAUCGAUGUGUCUUAAGAGAGACCACAUGGUAUUAAAACAGUCCCUAUAAUGUACCCAAGUCCACCAACCUGACAAUAAAUUGUGCUGCAAGC